This is a messenger RNA of Symphalangus syndactylus (siamang), 2502 nucleotides long. It is a transcript of the gene RSPH6A, whose product is annotated as radial spoke head 6 homolog A. Gene Ontology annotation, biological process: axoneme assembly; cilium movement involved in cell motility; cilium assembly. Lineage: Eukaryota; Metazoa; Chordata; Mammalia; Primates; Hylobatidae. The record is from RefSeq and is a predicted model, not a curated record. Gene Ontology annotation, cellular component: radial spoke; axoneme.
CUGCGCGGGAUCGGGAGUGCGCGCCCAGAGCCUGCGCGGAACCCACCCUGGCCCGCUCCCCGCGCCCUCUCUGGGUAACGGCCCCCUCUCCCGGUGCUCAGAAACCGGCGGUGUCAACAGGUGGCUCGCUUGGCCUCCUGUCUGCAAGCCUUUCUCCUAGAGGUCUGUACCUCCUGGCGAACCAUGGGAGACCUGCCGCCGUACCCUGAGCGCCCUGCUCAGCAGCCCCCGGGCCGGAGGACUUCUCAGGCCUCCCGGAGGCGGCGCAGUCGGGACCCAGCUCGGGCCCUGGCAGCGGACCCCGAGGAGGGGCAGCAGAUACCUCCAGACGCCCAGCGAAACGCCGCGGGUUGGUCACAGAGGGGCAGCCUGUCCCAACAGGAGAACUUGCUGAUGCCCCACGCCUUCCAGGCUGAGGAAGCCCGGAUGGGUGGCAUGGAGUACCCAUCCGAGAACACGGGUUUUCCCUCAGAGUUCCAGCCCCAGCCUUACUCUGAUGAAAGCAGGAUGCAGGCCGCCGAGCUCACCACCAGCCUAAUGCUGCAGCAGCUCCAGCAGGGCCAAAGCAGCCUGUUCCGGCAACUGGACCCCACCUUCCAGGAGCCCCCAGUCAACCCCUUGGGCCAGUUCAACCUCUACCAGACAGACCAGUUCUCCGAAGGUGCCCAGCACGGGCCCUACAUAAGGGAUGACCCUGCCCUUCAGUUCUCACCCUCUGAGCUGGGCUUCCCACACUACAGUGCCGAGGUGCCUGAGCCUGAGCCUCUGGAGCUGGCCGUGCAGAACGCCAAGGCCUACCUGCUGCAGACCAGCAUCAAUUGCGACCUCAGCCUGUACCAGCACCUGGUGAAUCUGCUGACCAAGAUCCUGAACCAGCGGCCCGAGGACCCCUUGUCUGUCCUGGAGUCUCUGAACCGCACCACGCAGUGGGAGUGGUUCCACCCCAAGCUGGACACGCUGCGGGACGACCCCGAGAUGCAGCCCACCUACAAGAUGGCAGAGAAACAGAAGGCACUGUUCACCCGGAGCGGAGGCGGCACUGAAGGCGAACAGGAGAUGGAGGAGGAAGUGGGGGAGACACCAGUGCCCAACAUCAUGGAGACUGCCUUCUACUUCGAGCAGGCCGGCAUCGGCCUGAGCUCAGACGAGAGCUUCCGCAUUUUCCUGGCCAUGAAACAGCUGGUGGAGCAGCAGCCCAUCCACACCUGUCGCUUCUGGGGCAAGAUCCUGGGAAUCAACCGCAGCUACCUGGUGGCCGAGGUGGAAUUACGGGAGGGCGAGGAGGAGGCAGAGGAGGAGGAGGAGGUGGAGGAGAUGACGGAAGGUGGCGAGGUCAUGGAGGCGCACGGCGAGGAGGAGGGCGAGGAGGACGAGGAGAAGGCCGUGGACAUCGUCCCUAAGCCCGUAUGGAAGCCGCCACCCGUGAUCCCCAAGGAGGAGAGCCGCUCAGGCGCCAACAAGUACCUGUACUUUGUGUGCAACGAGCCGGGCCUGCCGUGGACGCGGCUGCCCCACGUCACUCCGGCCCAGAUUGUAAACGCCCGAAAGAUCAAGAAGUUCUUCACAGGCUACCUGGACACGCCGGUCGUCAGCUACCCGCCCUUCCCGGGCAACGAGGCCAACUACCUGCGGGCCCAGAUCGCCCGCAUCUCGGCCGCUACGCAGGUCAGCCCGCUGGGCUUCUACCAGUUUAGCGAGGAGGAGGGCGACGAGGAGGAGGAAGGUGGUGCUGGGCGUGACUCCUACGAGGAGAACCCCGACUUCGAGGGCAUCCCCGUGCUGGAGCUGGUCGACUCCAUGGCCAACUGGGUGCAUCACACACAGCACAUCCUGCCGCAGGGCCGCUGCACUUGGGUGAACCCUUUGCAGAAGACAGACGAGGAGGAGGAGGACCUGGAGGAGGAGGAAGAGAAGGCAGAUGAGGGGCCAGAGGAGGUGGAGCAGGAGGUUGGUCCCCCACUGCUAACGCCACUUUCGGAAGAUGCAGAAAUCAUGCACCUGGCACCCUGGACCACCCGCCUGUCCUGCAGCCUCUGCCCGCAGUACUCAGUGGCCGUUGUGCGUUCCAACCUCUGGCCCGGGGCCUAUGCCUAUGCCAGUGGCAAAAAGUUUGAGAACAUCUACAUCGGCUGGGGUCACAAGUACAGCCCCGAGAGCUUCAACCCGGCCCUGCCAGCCCCCAUUCAACAAGAGUACCCCAGUGGCCCAGAGGUCAUGGAGAUGAGUGACCCCACAGUGGAAGAGGAGCAGGCUCUGAAAGCAGCCCAGGAGCAAGCCCUGGGAACCACAGAGGAGGAGGAGGAGGGCGAGGAAGAGGAGGAGGAGGGCGAGGAGACAGAUGACUGAGGCCUGCCCUCUAGCCAUUUUCCCCAAGCAGGUAGAUAGCAAAUUUCCCCUUAAAGGUAGUUAGCAUGGAUUAUAUUUUCACUAUUUGCUUCCUGUCCCCAGAGGGCAGGCAUAGAAAAGGAAGGCAACUGCUUCAAAUAAAAUUCCUGCACGGCA